Molecule: messenger RNA, 2619 nt
Organism: Cyprinodon tularosa
Lineage: Eukaryota; Metazoa; Chordata; Actinopteri; Cyprinodontiformes; Cyprinodontidae
Gene: tfe3a
Product: transcription factor binding to IGHM enhancer 3a
Exons: 10
Coding region: 281-1885 (534 amino acids)
Biological process (GO): regulation of transcription by RNA polymerase II
Cellular component (GO): nucleus
Molecular function (GO): RNA polymerase II cis-regulatory region sequence-specific DNA binding; DNA-binding transcription factor activity, RNA polymerase II-specific; protein dimerization activity
Source: RefSeq, a predicted model, not a curated record
GGAAGACAUGUGGGAGAAAUCCUGGACCAGUCAGGAAUGUCUAGAUCUGGAUCAGCAGCUCUGGAAUGUGCCUGUUUGAUCUGUGUGUUUUAUCUCUGCGCACAGAGCUCUGCCUGUUCGGUUCGGUUCGGUUCGGCUCGGUUCGGUUCGGCAGCCUCAGCAGCUCCCAGCAGGGCUUCAUCAGAUCUGCUCUCCCCCCCUCCUCCUCCGGAGCUCCAGAUUUGAUCGCCGGUUCUCCGUCUGAACAUCUCCCCUCUCCGCUCAUUGCUCCUCGGGAGAAAUGUCAGACGUCGGCUCGGAUAAGAUCCGGACCGUAGAUCAGAACCGGGGCCGAACCGAACCGGACCACCAGGAGGCCUCGGUUCCUCACACCGUGUUCGUGAUCCUGGACUCCGCCGAAACUCUUAACUUGGUCCAGAUGGAGUCUGGGAUCGUGGCGGACAUCGAGGUUGACGGUUUGAUUCCUACGGACAGCGAUACCUUCUACCAGAUCAAGAGUCAGCCAGUCAACAUCAGCUCCUCGGCAGCCUCCCCCUCAUCCUCAGCUUCAUCCUCACUCCCGUCAGUGAUGUCAUCAAGGGUUCUGUUGCGUCAGGGGCUUAUGCGUCAGCAGGCUCUGGAGGAGGAGCAGAAGGAGGCGCAGCAGCAGCAGCGCUCCAUUGACACCUCCUCCCCUAUUAGCCUGACUGUGACCACUUCCUGUACGCCUGCUCAGGUUCCUGUGGAGGUGCUGAAGGUGCAAACCCACCUGGAGAACCCCACCAGGUACCACAUCCAGCAGGCUCAGAGGCAGCAGGUCCGACAGUACCUGUCCAAUACUAUGACAGCCAAUCAGCAGCCAGCCGUGCAGCCAAGCCCCUCCCCCAAACAGGACUCCGCUAUCGAGCUGUCCAAUGAGAGUAGCCCAAAGCAAGAGAUGGAGGAGACCGUCAUCGAUGACAUCAUCAGUUUGGAGUCGAGCCUGAAUGAGGAUUUCCUCACAUUGAUUGAUUCUGGCCUGCAGCUCACCAGCACGCUGCCGACGGCGGGGAACAUGCUGGACAUGUACGGAGGGAUGGCCACGCCCACCAUCACCGUUAGCAACAGCUGCCCGGCCGACCUGCACGCAGUCAAACGGGAGCAGACCGGUAAAUCCCACCUACCGGUAGUUACUGUAGCUAACCUGCUGGUUAGUUCAAACCAGCAGAGAGUGAGACCAGGAAGCAGAGGACCAUCGCCCGUCUUUGACCUCUCUCCUUCUUCUUCUUUUUCUUCUGCUGUAGAUGUGGAAACCAAAGCUCUGCUGAAGGAGCGGCAGAAGAAGGACAAUCAUAACUUGAUUGAGAGGAGGCGACGCUUCAACAUCAAUGACCGCAUCAAAGAGCUCGGAGCACUGAUUCCCAAAUCCUCAGACCCGGAAACAAGGUGGAACAAAGGAACCAUCCUGAAGGCGUCAGUGGAUUACAUCCUUAAACUGCAGAAAGAACAGCAGAGGGCCCGAGAGAUGGAGGAGAGACAGAGGAGACUAGAGAGCGCAAACCGCUCCCUGCUGCUGCGCAUCCAGGAGUUGGAGCUCCAGGCGCGCCUCAAUGGCGUCUCCUCCUCCACCUCUGCCUCCACUCCACUAAGCUCCUCAUCCAGCUCCUUGGACCCUAACACUCAUCUGUCUCCUCUGCUGCCUAAUCCGUCCCUGAGCUUCAUGGACCUGGAGGAGUCUCACGAUACGCCGACCGUCUUCUCUCCGGACCUGCUUCCCGGCGUGGGGCUGACAGAGCUGAGCAGCCUGGGGGGGUUCCUGAUGGAGGAAGAUGGAGGAGCAGCAGUGAUGUCCGACCCGCUGCUGUCCUGUGGAGCCUCUAAGACCAGCAGCCGGAGGAGCAGCUUCAGCAUGGACGAGGACCUUUGAUGAUGUCGCCACAAGCUGGUCUCUGAUUGGCUUACAGGAGGGAGAGUCAAAAGUUUCAAAGAAAUCGAUUGAACAAUUUUUAAUCCCUGACGCGGUCCCAAAUUUUCAGCGUAUUGAUAACAAUGUAACCAUGGCAACCACACCACAAGUGCUGCAGUGGCGAUCAUGGCGGGUUAUUUUUUUUUACUGUGUUCCCAUGGUAACCGAUUCUGUUCAGUGCUCUGGAUUCAACACCAACUCCUAAGCUCUGAUUGGCUGAUCUCAGUCUCAGGUGUGUCACCUCUCUGGGUGUAAAAAGCUGUAAAUUCAAACAUCUCUAUAAUCAGUAAGUGCUGGAAAACAAACUCUAAAGAGAUUUUCUUUUUUUUUUUUUUUCUGGAUUUUGUCGAUCGGCUUCAGAUUUAUGACGUUUUAUUUGUUUUCAUGUUUAAACUUCCUGCUGGAGACAAAAGUCCAAACAAACAGAAGGGAAAAUAAAGGAGAGCAGCAGGUCCACCACUGUGCUACCACUGCCCCAGUGUUAUAUCAGCAUCGUUUUAGCACUUAAUACUCAUAAAGUUUUGUUGCUGCCAAGAAGCUGGAUUAAAAUAUCGGUUAGAAGAUAUUAAAGCUUCUAAUAUCAGACCGUCGGUUCUGCUGGAUUACAGACUCUACAGAAACUGAGCAGAGUCCUCCGGUCCAAUCAGACAUGAAACAACAAGCAGUUUCAAUCUUUUCUUUAUUUAGCAUCAGGU